This is a messenger RNA of Theobroma cacao (cacao), 1328 nucleotides long. RefSeq names its product serine/threonine-protein phosphatase 4 regulatory subunit-like protein. Gene Ontology annotation, cellular component: cytoplasm; nucleus; protein phosphatase 4 complex. The record is from RefSeq and is a predicted model, not a curated record. Lineage: Eukaryota; Viridiplantae; Streptophyta; Magnoliopsida; Malvales; Malvaceae. Gene Ontology annotation, molecular function: protein phosphatase regulator activity.
UAAUUUGGUCUACACAAACUGAAACCGUUUCAGGAAACGCUAAAUCCUGUUAGAUCAGGAAGGAUUUCCCUAAUGCAACUCCUUUGCGGCUUGGUCUCACUUUGACCCCUACAUUCGUCUGCAUUUAAUUCGAGGCUUAAUCCGUAUUGUUCUCAUUUCUUCCCAAGCAGUUAGCAGGAAUGGAGGAGUCGGCGCUCAAAGAAAAUUCUUCCGUUGCUACUGACGAAGAGCAUGACUUAAAUCAUGGAAGCAUGGACUCCAACCUUGAGAUUGCUCAAGAAGAAGAACAAGUUAGGGGCAUAUUGCAAGUUGUUUCAUCUACUGGAAAUUUUUGGCAUAAUUGGGAUAAACUGAAGAGCAUGCUCUCCUUUCAGCUGAAGCUGGUUUUAUCAGAGUAUCCUGAGGCAAAAAUGACAACUGAUCAACAAAAUGCUUCAUUGGGCGAAACUUACUCAGAUCUGGUGAAGCGACUAGAUGAAGAGCUUCAUAGUUUUAAUGAGGGCCCGCCGUUUACCCUUCAAAGAAUCUGUGAGAUCCUGCUGACUGCAAGAAGCAUCUAUCCAAAUCUUUCAAAGCUUGCCCUAGCACUAGAAAAGAAUUUGCUGGUAACCUCUACAUUGACAGUCUGCACCAAUCCCUAUCCACAAAUGAUGCCAAAUCCCGAACCAGAGAAGGCAAGUGAGGAAGCUCAACCACAGUCUAAUCCAAUCCAAAAUGGGGUUGAACCUGUGGUGGGAGACAGGGAUGAGAUAAUGACAGAGGUGGAGGAGGCUGAUAUUGAGGAUAUGACUAUUGACAUGGAUGCCUUCCAAGAAAUGGUUGGAUCAUCAGAAGCAAAUUCCACUGUAGCUGGGAAUUCUUAGGUUGAAAGCCUUUUCGACCCCAUAAACAACUUAAUUUUUGAAGUUUUUGGGUCCACAUGCUGCUCAUGUAGAGGUGCAGAUUUCUUGAAUGGUGCGACUAUUCUGUUACUAUUUGGAAGAAAUUUUCAGGAAGACAGCAGAAAUGGUCACAGCUUAUGGUCCCUAAGGUGUCUCCCUAGAUGCUGUACUUGUAAGAUUGCCCACAUGUAACAAGGACCAUUUAGCAAUUUAUGAAAAAUUAUAAAAGCUUAUGAUCAUGGUGAGACAACUGAAGUGGUAAUGAAUGAUGUGAAUGGAGCUGAAUGUUCAAUUGAAGCUAUUGUUGUUUAAAUAACGGUUUUGCAUUUUGAUUGUCGUGUUAAUAUUUAAUUAAUUAGUGGUUCUUGUCUCAUUACUUUCUAUAAAUGGUGAGCCUUGCGUGGAUUGUAUUGGUCCGAAAGCAAGGAGGUUGAAUUUUACAAUUAA